UAUAUUUUCAAUCAAAAUCAUAAAGCAAAAUUUCAAAAAAAAAAAAAGGGAAGAAUGAUACAGAAUUCUGCUUCAUUCGAUGAAGAUGAAAUCGAAGUGUCCAAUAUUCUGCUGAAUCUAAAAGACCUAAUUGAAGAAUCGGAGUCUCGUUCUAAAAGGAGAAGAUGUGAUAGAAAUUUAGGUUUUAAUUCACCGUCGCCUAAUUUCGUCCAGAGGAAUUCUCAAGUUGAAGAAGAUGAAAGUGGUGAUGUUGAAAUUGAGCCUAAAUUUGCUAAAUUAAAAUUAGAGAAAACAAACCCAAAUCAAAUAAGUAGAAGUAAAGCAAAGACAAGAGAGGAGUUGACGUGUAAUAUAGAGAAGUUGACUCAAUGCAGAGAAUUGCUAAGAGGGGAGUUGAAGAAGGUACAAAGUUAUUACAACAACCAAAAAGCUUAUAAUCUUGAGUUAAAAGCAAUUAGAGAAAAGGUAAUGACGCACUUGAACGGACAAGAAGCAGAGACCAGCCAUAUGUUACAGUACCCAAUGGGCUCCUCAUCUGCUUAUGGAUUAGGCUCUGUGAACCAUACAGGCUCAAUAGGAAUUCAGUACCCAAUGGGCCAACUUCCACAAGCAAAGCCCAUGUUCUCAUCUGCUAAUGGACUGGGCUUUGUGAACUAUACAGGCCCAGUAGUAGGUAUUCCUAAUCACACAGUGUCUCCGUUUGAGCAUAACAGAGACAUUGCUGAAAGAAAGCCCCAAUAUACAGAAGCUAGGAGGAAGAGGAGGAUAUGAUUAGAAAAGAAAUUAAAAUAUCAUCUGGUUUUAUAAGACCACCAAAGAGAUAGAUAAUUAGAUUUUGUGUAAUUCAUUUUAAUUCUUUUAUUAUUAUUAUUAUUAUUA
Solanum dulcamara is the source of this 879-nucleotide messenger RNA. RefSeq lists its product as uncharacterized. The transcript is spliced from 4 exons. Bases 55 to 771 code for a protein of 238 amino acids. The record is from RefSeq and is a predicted model, not a curated record. Lineage: Eukaryota; Viridiplantae; Streptophyta; Magnoliopsida; Solanales; Solanaceae.